Messenger RNA from Centropristis striata (black sea bass), 2451 nucleotides. RefSeq names its product kinesin family member 25 (gene kif25). The record is from RefSeq and is a predicted model, not a curated record. The transcript has 15 exons. Lineage: Eukaryota; Metazoa; Chordata; Actinopteri; Perciformes; Serranidae. The coding region runs from base 312 to 2102 and encodes 596 amino acids. Gene Ontology annotation, molecular function: ATP binding; microtubule motor activity; microtubule binding. Gene Ontology annotation, biological process: microtubule-based movement.
UUUUAGCAAACAACACAAAUUAAUUGGCGCUUUCAGUACUGGGGUAAAACCUUUGGACUUUAUUUUGCUCUCAAAGGUUUAAAAAAAAACAUUACCUAACGUAAUGCAUGUAAACAUUGCUAUAGUUUACUCUGUAAACUCUCCUACUCCCUGUGAGGAGCAGACAGGUGAGCAGUUGUUGUUGACCUCUGCUAAUCGGAUUAUAUGAUCUGAGAGGACACGACAUGAUCAGUGGAGACGGAUAGGGGAAAGAGACAAGGCUAUCCACUCUCUUUCCUACUAACUAGCUUCUUUUCUUUUCGGAAAACAAAAUGCCUCUUUUCAUAAACAAGGACCAGAUAUUUGCACAUCAGGUACACCUGCUGGAGCACAAACUGAGGAGUAAAGAGGAGCGAAUACUUGAACUGGAGACAGAGAAUGCUAUUCUUCAUUUAAGACUUGCUGAGUGUCUGGGGAAACUCCGUCAGGACCACGAAGAGGAGACCAAGACCCUGAACCUUCAUCAGCACCAGAGGGAUGCACAGAAGAUAACCGGGGCAGCCCUCGCCAAACUCCUCUCUGAGGUCCAGGCUGUGAAGCAGGACUUGAGUGAACUUUUCGCAGUGUAUUUGAGUUUUUCCACUGAGCUGGAGGAGCAGAACAAGCAGCUGCUGGAAAAAGUCGAGCAAGUCAGCUGUUCUCUAAAUGGUCACCAUGGAGAUGAGCUUCAAAACUUGCAAGCCGGUGUUGCAGCUCUGGAGCGCUCCCUGGAGGAGGAGAAGGAGAGGUGCAGGGCAGAGAGGCAGAGGAGGAAAGAACUCCAUAACACACUGGUGGAGUUGAGAGGAAACAUCAGAGUUCACUGCAGGGUGCGACCUGUUCUUCCCUUCGACCACGUUCACUCCACCACUUCUGGGUCAAGGCCUGCAUCAUCAGAAGAAGCAGUCUCCGCAAUCAGUGAUGACACGGUGAUGGUGAAUUGCAUGAAAACGGGGAUGCCGGUGCAAAACAAGAUGUUUGAGUUUGAGAGAGUGCAUGGACCGGAGGAUUCCCAGGAUGUGGUGUUUGAGGAAGUCAAGCCGCUCCUCACCUCUCUGCUGGAUGGAUACAAUGUGUGUAUCAUGGCGUACGGGCAGACAGGCAGUGGGAAGACUCACACCAUGAUGGGAUCCCAGCAGCUGGAGGAGCACUCAGAGACGCAGCAGGAGGCGCAGCAGGGGAUCAUCCCCAAGGCUGCUGCUGAGCUCUUUCGACUGAUCUCUGAGAAGCCUGCAGAGGGCCACACGGUGGAGGUGUCUGUGAUGGAGGUGUAUAACAACGAGGUGCUUGACCUUCUUGCCGGAGACGCACACCCGCGCCGGGACGUCGUCACCACCUCCUCUGGAAGCAGCCAGGUGCCCUGCCUCACAUACGAGCCUGUGCAGAACGCCUCUGAGGUGAUGCAGAUUAUCAGCAGUGUUUUAAAGCGCAGGGCUCACUGCCCCACCCUCAUCCACACCGACUCCUCUCGCUCUCACGUCAUCGUUACCCUCACCAUUUCCUCCAAGAGCCCCAACGCGCUGGCUCUGGCUCGCAGGCUACAGAGUGCCAAGAAGGACAUGCAACGCUCCAACCAGAAGGAGUGGUGGAGCCCACGCUGCCGCCGUGCCAACCCCGCUGCCAACUACUCCUCUGAUCAUCUCUUUGCGAGCACACCCUCCUCUCCUUGCCGCUCCCCGUCCCCCUCUCCAUGCCCCUCCCCCAGACCCAGCGUCUCUCAGGGUCCGUUCAGCACCAAGCUGCAGCUGGUGGACCUGGCAGGGAGCGAAUGUGUCGGUAUGUCUGGAGUUUCGGGUGCAGCUCUGUGGGAGGUGUCCUGUAUAAACCGCAGUCUCUCCGCUCUGUCUGAUGUGCUGGGCGCUCUGGCCGAGCAGAGACCACACGUCCCUUACCGGAACAGCAAACUCACUCAUCUGCUGCAGGAUGCCAUAGGUGGCGAUGCCAAGCUGCUGGUGAUGCUGUGUGUCUCUCCCACGCAUCGAUUCAGCACCGAGUCUCUGCAGUCUCUGGGCUUCGGCACACGGGCCCGUCAGGUUCAGAAGGAGCUACCGCGAAGGAAGAAUAACAGCCUAAAAGUUAAGUGAGGAAACUGGAGACUGAGAUUUCAUCAUCUGCAGAUGACGCCGUAGAUCCUCUAUGAGUAAUGCCAAGAAAACAGAUUUGAGAGUAUAAGAUCUAUACCUGCAUUUUUUAAAAUGUAGCAUCUGGGCCCCUUGUUACUCUUAGUCAUUAUUUUAAUUGGGAAUUAGAUUGGUUAUGGCAGAAUUAUUUAUAUUUAUAUAUUUGUUUAGAGGUAAGUGAGGGGAAAAAUUAGUUCUGGUGGUCAAUUUUUUAAAGUCUCACCUUAAUGGAUCAUUUUAAGUUCCUUUAAAACUAUGAAACAGGUGAAGUUUUUUCUGGUCAGGAACAGUGUUUGACUGCAGCGCCACAAGA